This is a messenger RNA of Alosa sapidissima (American shad), 2404 nucleotides long. It is a transcript of the gene ubxn4, whose product is annotated as UBX domain protein 4. The coding region runs from base 106 to 1710 and encodes 534 amino acids. The transcript has 13 exons. NCBI's taxonomy places the organism in Eukaryota, Metazoa, Chordata, Actinopteri, Clupeiformes, Clupeidae. Gene Ontology annotation, molecular function: protein binding. The record is from RefSeq and is a predicted model, not a curated record.
CCGUGAUUACAGACUGAAGGUUCUAGCUAGCUGUACACACAGUCAGCAUAGAUGCAUUCAAAAACUGCCUCACAGUAAAUUGAUAUAUCUACAAAUUCUGCUGAGAUGUUGUGGUUCGAGGGUUCAAUACCAGCAGCUAUUGCCGCUGCCAAACAACAAAAUGCAGUAUUCGUCGUCGUUAUAACAGGUGACGAUGAACUAUCCGCACAGAUGAUGUCAAGCUGGGAGGAUGAGCAAGUCACCGAGGCAUCCAACAACUCAUUUGUAGCCAUUAAAGUAGACGCCAAAAGUGAGACAUGUGUCCAGUUUUCUCAAAUAUAUCCUGUGGUAUGCGUCCCGUCUAGUUUCUUCAUUGGAGAGAAUGGGAUUCCCCUGGAGGUUGUAGCUGGCAGUGUGUCUGCAGAAGAACUCAUAAAGAGAAUACACAAAGUCAAACAGAUGCACUUUCAGCAGGUAGUCCAUCAAGACGACAACAACGCGGCCGAGAUGGAAAUGCAGGCAGAACUGUCCCCCCAGACCAGCAUGGCUCCAGAGGCAGCCACCCAGCACACACCAGCCCCUCCUGACCCCGAGCCGCCUGCCUGCCCCAUGGAGAGCUUGGACGAGCCAGCCCCCACCGGCACGUCAAAAGAAUGCCUGUCGAGACCAGCUGAGGAGGACGGCGCCUCGGGCCCUCAGACGCCAGGCGACGACAUGAGCCUGUCCUCGGACGACGUGUCUCUCGCAUCACAGUCCGAGGAAGGGCUGGACGCCAGGGUGGAGAGGUUGUCCAAGAAACUGGAGGAGAAGAGGGAGCAGAAAAAGAAAGGGGAGGAGGAGAAUGAGAUUAAGAAGGAGAUGGAGCGACGGAAGCUGGGGAAGGACAUGCUGGAUUACAAACGCAAGCAGGAGGAUGAGCGAACCAAACAGAUGCUGAAGGAGAGGAAUCGGGAGAAGGCUGAGGAGAAGGCAGCGCGCGAUCGAGUCAAACAGCAGAUAGCACUGGAUCGUGCUGACCGUGCUGCCCGCUACGCAAAGAACCACGAGGAGGUUGAGGCGGCGAGGCUCGCAGCCUUACAGGCCCGGCAGGCUGAGCAGGAGGCCAAGAAGGAGUCCUCAGCGCGGGAGAGGAGUGCCAUUGCGAGGAUACAGUUCCGCCUGCCAGACGGUUCCUUCUUCACCAACCAGUUCCCCUCAGAGACCCGGCUGCAGGAGGCCCGGCAGUUUGCCGCACAGGAGGUUGGUAACAGGUACGGUAACUUCUCCCUGGCUACCAUGUUCCCCAGGAGGGAAUUUACGGGAGAUGAUCUGGAGAAAACCCUGCUGGAACUUGAGCUAGCCCCAAGCGCCUCAAUUGUCUUGCUGCCUCAGUCGGGCAGGUCGGCCAACUCGGUGGUGCAGUCGUCGAGUGGGGGCAUCUGGGCGCUGCUUGGCACCAUCCUCUACCCGCUGCUGGCUGUGUGGAGGUUCCUGAGCGGCUUCCUCUUCUGCAGUCCCCCGCCUGCCUCGGGAGGAGCGGCGGCCGCCGGCCAGGCCCCCCCACAACGCAACGCCACACCCUCCAGUGGAGGUGCCGCCGCCGAGCCAAAGAGGGAGACGAUUCGCAAAAGGGUCCUGGAGAAACGGCCGGAGGACUUCAAAAAAGAUGGCAAAAUCUACCGGCUACGGACCCAAGAGGACAGCGAGGACGAGAACAACACCUGGAAUGGCAACUCCACCCAGCAGAUGUAGAGCGAAAAGCAACAAGUCCUUUCCAUACCUCUCCUCGCUUUCUUUCAGUUCUCUCUCUCUCUGAUCCGGUUGCAAUCUUUUGAAUGUGUAUGUGUGUAUGUAUGUAAGUAUGUAUGUAAGUGCGCGUGUUAGUCCAAAUGGUGGGUUACGCUGAGUUUUAGGCCUUUGCUUUUUUUUUUAUGGAAUAGGGGGUUAUAGUGGUGUCACGCCCCCCUCUUGUGUCCAUAAAUGUUUCCUCAGCUAAUCCCUCUGCAUGGGUAUAAAUUAUAAUCCAGUUAAUGCCAUCAUCUUGACCGAGUACCCCUUGUGAGCAAUCUACUGGACAACUUCUCCUGUAGGCAAUGACAAUGGUGUCUUUUUCUCUUAACCUGGAUUAAAUGUAAAAAAAAAAAAAGAAAACAAAUGUGUUGGUUAGGAGGCCCUAUUUGCCUGGUGUGGGAAUGACCAGAGUACUGAAUUGAUGGGUUUUUAUUUAACAGUAAUCCCGUUGACCUAGAGGACGCUACAUGAACCUGACCAAGGGCUCUUAGGCAAGGAUGCGUUUGCCACCAGCAACACGUUUUAUAUCAAGGUUCCCAGCUCUUGGUUAAGACCGCCACGGAAUUAGAAUGUGUUUCUAUUAGUUGAUGAUGGAAUCCACUCUAGCAUUCUUAUCUAACUAGAAGACUGAUAAUAAAAGAUGUUUUUCAACAAA